CAUAGCUCCAAAGGGUAAGUGGGCGAAAGGGAGUGCAAGCCUAAGUGUUUCUUCAAUGAUUGCCGAACAGAUACAUAAAGCGUGCGCUUUUGCUUCAUAGCGGGACCGCUUUGCAAUUCCUCCUCACAAAUUGACUCACCUCACCAAUAGCCAGGGUUGACCAAACAAGACAGAAUGAGCGAGAGCGCCGGCACCACUGAUGCAAUCGAAGAUUUCUCCAAGAAUACGUACAAGAGCUUGGAAGAUUUGGUGGCAAAGCGAGGUGGCCAAUCAACUGAUAAAUUCGGUACGCACUGUGAAGAUGUUCGCAUCGGCCCCGACACCACGGAUCCUCAAGACACAGCCUUCGUGGUGCAGAACAGUGACAUAGCCGGUAUUACGGAAGUGAUAUCGCUGACUGAUACCCACUCGAACCGAGGUCUGAUGAUUUUUGGAAUUCACAAUUAUUUGCCUGACAAGGCGAAAUGGUACUCUGUCCAACACGACUUCUACACGGCAGUGCCUGACGAUGGUAGCGUCACCCUUACCGGUGACUAUACAGCUUUCGAACCGUCAACUUUCAAGAUUAACCCUCCCGACUUCCCUGCGAGACAUCUUCAUCAGGCAUACCUGAUGCACGACCAGAAUCAACGAAGCGCCUCCCCUAUCUGGAUAUUGCUGAGCGACGGCCCUUCGGAAACUGUUGGCGGGCUACGCAAUGUCAUGCUGGCGAAGCAUCUGGUAGAUACGGUUCGUUCGCUAAGCCAGAGCAACGACAGACAGUCGUCCUGGCCUUCUAAUUGGCCAAUCGCUGGAGAAGAGUAUUGUGCGCAGCAUAGCAACACCGAAGAUGGUCUCACAACCCAAGGGAGCAAGGCUCAAGAGGAGUCUGUUCCGCACCAUGCGGGAGGCGACGAAGCCUGAAAUCUCGUUCAGUGUCGUUUCGUCAAGGACGCGGACUGAGCUACAUAAUCUACGGAAACAUUGCGGAUGCAUCUUUGAGCUAGG
Messenger RNA from Kockovaella imperatae, 987 nucleotides. RefSeq lists its product as hypothetical. The transcript has a single exon. The coding region runs from base 175 to 903 and encodes 242 amino acids. The record is from RefSeq and is a predicted model, not a curated record. NCBI's taxonomy places the organism in Eukaryota, Fungi, Basidiomycota, Tremellomycetes, Tremellales, Cuniculitremaceae.